AAAUGCUAUAACUUAAAUGCCUUCCGAGUUUAAAAUAUGGAAACUCUACUAAACUGUAUGUAAGGAUUAAAACGCAACAGGAAAUAUAUACAUACAUAUAUAUACAAAAAAAUAAUUCUUACAAAUAAUCAACUAAAAAUCAAUAUGAAUUGCUUUAGUACGAUGAGUGUUCCAACCUUAGGGGAAAUGGAACACAUUAUUAUUAUGCUAGAACGGGGUACGGUAGUGACGAAACUCUAUCCAAAACAUCGACCUGAACAAAGGCGUUUAAUGCUGCUGCGUGAGACACGUCAACUGUUGUGGUCUCCAGUAACUUCAGAUACUCGUACGGAGGCUGAAGGUUCACUAGAGUUACGUGAAAUCCGUGAAAUAAGAGUUGGAAAAUGUUCAAAAGAAUUUCGAAAUUGCUCAGAUGAUAGCAAACGUUUUGAACCAGCUAAAUGUUUUGUAGUUUUAUAUGGAAAUACUUUUAAAUUGAAAACGUUUUCCGUUGUUGCACUUUCUGAACAAGAAGCCGAAAAUUGGGUACGCGGUUUACGUUAUAUGGUGCAGGACACCGUUAAUGCUUCAUAUCCACUUCAAGUUGAACGCUGGUUAAGACGUGAAUAUUAUGCAAUUGAAAACACUGGCACCCAAUCGUCGAAAGAUGGUCGACAAGUGACUGUUAAAGAUCUUAAAUCAUUUUUGUCUACCAUAAGUUGUAAGCUGACAACAAGUAAACUAAUGGAACACUUUCCAGAAGAUAUUGUACGCCGCAAAAACGAUUUAAUAUUCGAUGAUUUCGCACGCUUAUAUGAAAAAUUAUUGUUACCACCUAAAUACUUGGAGGAUUUCUUCUAUACUUCGCCCGGAAAAUUCACUUAUUCAAAAGAUUCACAAAUCGUUACAUUAAAAGAAUUUCAACGUUUCUUAGCUGAAGAACAAAAAGAAACAAUGGAUGAUACAGGAGUAUCAAAUUUUAUAAGAUUUUUCAUACAGGACAUUGAACGCGAAGUUCAAGAGCCAUAUCUCAACAUUUCUGAGUUCAUUGAUUUUUUAUUUUCAAAGCAAAAUGAUUUGUGGGAUCGGAACAGUGAUCGUGUAUACAUGGAUAUGAAACAACCUAUGUCAGCUUAUUGGAUAGCCUCAUCUCAUAACACAUAUCUAACUGGCGACCAAUUUUCAAGUGACUCUUCUUGCGAAGCUUAUGCGCGUGCAUUACGUAUGGGUUGUCGUUGCAUUGAAUUGGACUGCUGGAAUGGACCAGACAAUUUACCAUACAUUUUUCAUGGACAUACAAUGACAUCUAAAAUAAAGUUUAAAGAUGUGAUAAAAACGAUUAAAGAUCAUGCAUUUGUUACAUCAGAAUUUCCAGUUAUUUUAUCUAUUGAACAAAAUUGUUCAUUAGAGCAGCAACGCAAUAUGGCGCAGGCGCUAAUUGAGGAAUUCGGUGAUAUGUUAUUAACACAACGAUGUGAUCGUUCAGAGUCACAACUUCCAUCACCAUACCAACUUAGAAAAAAAAUCAUACUUAAACAUAAAAAAUUACCAGAAUUUGAAGAUAGUUGUGGUGGUAGUUCCACAAGCGGUAGUAAUACCACUGGCACAAUCUCUACCGUUGGUAGUAGAUCUUCUUUAGGUGGUGGUACCGGUGAUGAAAAUGAUAAUGUGCGUAAUAUACUUAAGGAAAGUAAACUUUAUCUUAAAGAUCCAGUCGAUAAAUCUUGGAAUCUCUAUCAUUUUGUUUUGACGCAACAAGAGCUUAUAUAUUCCUCAGAACUAGAUGAACAAAAUCGAGCUGAUGACGAUGAAACUGUUGGUUCAGCAUUAGCAUCUUCGAGUCUAUUGCCUAAGUCAAAAGAUAAUUUCGUUAAUGAUGAAUUGCAUUUUGGAGAAAACUGGUUUCAUGGCAAACUAGAAGGUGGACGUAAAGAGGCUGAUCAACUUUUAGAAGCAUAUAAGCAUCUUGGCGAUGGUACAUUCUUAGUUAGAGAAUCAGCUACAUUUGUGGGUGAUUACAGUCUCUCUUUUUGGCGUAGAAAUCGCGCUAAUCAUUGCCGCAUUAAGUUGAAGCAUGAGAAUGGAGCAACCAAAUAUUAUCUAGUUGACAAUUUUGUAUUCGAUUCACUUUAUUCACUUAUUGUUUACUAUCGUAAAAAUAUGCUACGUAGUUCGGAAUUUUCUAUAACGUUGAAGGAACCAGUGCCACAACCUAAAAAACAUGAGUCUCAGGAAUGGUUUCAUCCUAAUACAACUAAAGAACAAGCUGAACAAGUAUUAAUUAAAUUAGAUGUGGGCUCCUUUUUAGUGCGACCUUCUGUUCAAAGUACCAAUGCAUUUGUUAUAUCCUUUACCAUUAACCGAAAAAUAAAGCACUGUCGCAUUAUGCAGGAGGGUCGGUUAUAUGUCGUAGAUACGACACAAUUUGAAUCUUUAGUUAGUUUAGUCAACUUUUAUAUGCGCAAUCCACUAUACCGAAAUGUAAAGCUUUUAUAUCCAGUUUCACAAGAAGUGUUACGACAAAAGCUGCUUGCUUGUCAAGCUUCGCUAGAGCAACAUAAUGGCAAUGAUUUUAAUGAAGCUUCUAGUUAUAUGGAUCCAAAUUUAGAUGAUCGUGUUACUUGCAAGGCCUUGUAUAGUUAUAUGGCAAAAGAAGCAGAUGAGCUUUCAUUCCCAAAACAUGCCAUUAUAACAAAUGUGUUACGCUACAGCUCAUCAUGGUGGCGUGGGGAUUAUGGUGGCAUGAUGCAAUGCCAUUUACCUUCAAGUUACGUAAAGGUUAUUGAUUCUUCAAAUGAUGACUAUAAUUUAUUUAACGAUGAAGGCAACAGCGAUAACUUCUCAAAAACUGAUUCGAUAGAAAUAAAUGGAGCUGUUGCUUCUCUUUCAGAAUCUGAAGAGCCUGGCAUAUUGAUGAAACUAGAGAUACAAACACCAACAAUGCAAAAUCCAUUUAUAAUUGGUUUUGAUAAUCAAGAGCUGCUAUACGAAUGGAUUAAGGCCAUUCAAGAUGCGGCACAGAUAGCUAGUAAACUAUCAACUGAGCGUCGUAAGAAAGAGCGUUCAGCACGUGUGGCUAAAGAAAUGUCGGAUUUAAUUAUUUAUUUUCGCAGUGUGCCAUUUAGGGAUCACUCUUGGGUGUUUUAUGAAAUGUCUAGCUUUCCAGAAACAAAAGCUGAAAAGCAAUUCCUACAGCAUAAUACAAUGCUAUUUCUUUCGUAUCAUCGAAAUCAAAUAAGUCGCGUGUAUCCAAAAGGACAACGUUUAGACUCCUCUAAUUUUAAUCCUGUGCCAUUUUGGAAUGUAGGCUCGCAAAUGAUAGCACUUAAUUACCAAACUGGCGAUAAAGCUAUGCAGUUAAAUCAAGCGAAAUUUCGUGAUAAUGGACAAUGUGGUUACUUAUUAAAACCAAAAUUUAUGCAAGCUGAAAAUUUUGACCCAAAUAAUCCAAUAGCUAUAAGUACUUUGGAGGAAAAAAUUGUAACAAUACGCAUAAUAGCCGGUCGACAUCUAUUCAGAAGUGGAAAAUCGAACAGUCCGUUAGUGGUUGUUGAAGUUGUUGGCGCAAGUUUCGAUACUGGUCUGAAACAUCGUACGAAAAUCAGUGAAAAUGGCUUUAAUCCUGUAUGGAAUGAAUCUUGUGAAUUUGCAGUAAUUAAUCCACACUUUGCUAUAUUGCGGUUUGAGGUACAAGACGAAGAUAUAUUCGCUGAAACACAAUUGAUCGCACAAGCUUGUUAUCCAUUAAACUGUAUACGCACUGGUUAUCGCAGCGUGACUUUGCGUAAUAAAUUUAGCGAAGAAUUAGAAUUAGCUUCAUUACUAGUACAUAUUGACGUAAAACAAAGAACAAGAUCCUCAUUCGAAUUUAAUUGAUUGAAUUAAUUCAAAAGCACAAACUGAACAAAUAUGCAACUAAUUAAUUGACUAUAAUUGUUGGACUAAAUAUAUAAUAUGCAUUUAUCAAGAGUAAAUAAAAAAUUUACAUAACGAAAUGAAUUGUCAGGAAUAAAUGAAACUAAAGAUGCAAUAAGUGGCAGAACCAAAACUACUAUGCAUGCUUCCAUACUUAAAUCUUAGUAUGUCUAAUAUUUUUCUAAAAGAUGUACUUGGGUUAUUUUAUUUUAUAUGUCAAAGCAAUUUAUU
Teleopsis dalmanni is the source of this 4125-nucleotide messenger RNA. It is a transcript of the gene sl, whose product is annotated as 1-phosphatidylinositol 4,5-bisphosphate phosphodiesterase gamma-1. The record is from RefSeq and is a predicted model, not a curated record. Bases 145 to 3855 code for a protein of 1236 amino acids. Gene Ontology annotation, biological process: phosphatidylinositol-mediated signaling; phospholipid catabolic process; positive regulation of epithelial cell migration. Lineage: Eukaryota; Metazoa; Arthropoda; Insecta; Diptera; Diopsidae. Gene Ontology annotation, molecular function: protein binding; phosphatidylinositol-4,5-bisphosphate phospholipase C activity. The transcript has 4 exons.